CCGCGGCCGCCAGGGGCGGAGGUGACAGCGGGCCCGGGACGGGCGGUCGCAAGUGCCCGCCGCGCCGAGGGACCGCCGGGCGACGGAGAGCAGGUGGGAAGGAUGGAGACUGGCUCAGUGGUUCGCGCCAUUUUUGACUUCUGCCCUAGCGUAUCAGAGGAGCUGCCGCUCUUCGUGGGAGAUGUUAUUGAGGUGUUGGCAGUGGUGGAUGAAUUUUGGCUUCUAGGGAAGAAGGAGGACGUCACAGGACAGUUCCCCAGCAGUUUUGUGGAAAUUGUGACCAUUCCCAGCCUAAAAGAGGGAGAGAGGCUGUUUGUUUGCAUCUGUGAGUUUACAUCCCAAGAACUGAACAGUCUUCCCCUCCAUCGAGGUGACCUGGUGAUUCUUGAUGGUGCUCCCAUUGCAGGCUGGCUGCAGGGCCGAAGCUGCUGGGGCGCUCGGGGUUUCUUCCCAUCCUCGUGUGUCCGGGAGCUCUGCCUCUCAUCUCAAAGCCAGAAGUGGCACUCACAGAGUGCACUGCUUCAGAUUCCUGAAUAUUCCAUGGGACAAGCCCGCGCUCUGAUGGGACUGUCUGCCCAACUGGAUGAGGAGUUGGACUUCAGGGAAGGCGAUGUGAUUACUAUUAUUGGAGUUCCUGAGCCAGGCUGGUUUGAAGGGGAGUUAGAGGGUCGAAGAGGCAUUUUUCCUGAAGGUUUUGUGGAGCUUUUGGGUCCCCUGAGGACUGUUGGUGAGUCAGUAAGUUCUGGAAGUGGAGAGGACUCUGUUGCUAAUGGUGAAGUAGAUGUUCCUCUAGGAGAAGAGAGAGGGCCUGAUGAGGAUGAAGAGGAACCAGGGACUUAUGGCAUCGCCCUGUACAGAUUCCAAGCCCUGGAGCCCAAUGAGUUGGAUUUUGAGGUCGGGGAUAAAAUUAGAAUUCUGGCAACCUUGGAAGAUGGCUGGCUAGAAGGAUGGCUGAAGGGCAGGACAGGCAUCUUUCCUCACCGGUUUGUAAAGCUACGUCCUAACGCCAGGGCAGAAGCUAUGACUCUGCCCCAAGAAGGCAGCCUCGCCAAGACCCCUGAAAACUCUUCAGAGGAGCUAAUACAUGAAUGUCAGGAGUGUGAACCAGAGACACCCAGCAGUGUUCUCUCAGAUUCCUCCGCUUCUCCAGAUCGUCGGACUCCUGAGUAUGAUGUAAAUAAGAACUCUGCUCAAGAUGCAGGCACCUCAGAAGAAGGUCAUCCCAGAAGUCCAGGCGUGGAGCAUGGAAAACCUCUUGCUAAAGGCUCUUCCAUGCCUGAGCCUUCAGAAGUAGUCAAUGGUUUUCCCUCCCAAUCACAGGUACAUUUUUAUCCCAAAGUGCAGAAAAAACAGUAUUAUUCUACACUAGGAGGGAGCCACCAAAGCUCAGAACAGUUCUCUGACCUUCUUCCUCUGGAAGCCAGGACUAGAGACUACUCCACCCUCCCUCCCAGAAGAACAUAUACCCAGCCCCGAGCCCUUCAGAAGCCAGCGCCCUCCCUCCACAGGGCCUCUUCCCUCACAGCCUCCAGGGCAACCAAACCCAGCCAACUGAGCCCUCAGCUGCAGGCCAUGGCACAGUAUGCUACAAAGCGCCUCACAUCCAAAGGAAAUGCCCCCCUCGUCUGCUCUGAGUCAGAGAGAUCACAGAGGAAGCCUGGUCUGCAAGGCAAGGGACCUGCUGUAGACCUCAUCACACUGUCACAGGGAGAGGGCAGCGUUGACCUGGAUUCCAAGUUGACACAGCAGCUGAUAGAGUUUGAGAAGAGCCUGUCAGGGCCUAGUGCAGAGCCGGAGAAAAUUUUGCGACACUUUUCAAUCAUGGACUUUAACUCCGAGAAGGAUAUCGUUCAAGGUUCCUCAAAGAUAAUCCCCCCACAGGAGCUGCCUGAGAGGAAGAGGACCUUGAGGCCACCACCACCCCGGCCUUGUACUCCAGCAUCCACUUCUCCCCAUCUGCUGGUUGAGCAGAGCCCGAAACCUGGGCCCCCUUUGGUCAUGCGGCCCUCUCGUCCAGCUCCCCUGCCUCCCUCUGCACAGCGGAGGAUGAAUGUAGGCUCCCCCAAGCCCGUUUCCAGUCAGCAUCCUAGUUGGGAGGCCCCGGAAAAGGAGGCCCCUGAGCAUACAGAAAAGAGUCUGGACCAGACUUCCCCAUGCCCCUCAGUACUGGUGAGGAUUCAGGAAGUAGAACAAGACCUGGACAUGUACACCAGGGCUCAGGAAGAGCUGAACUUGAUGCUGGAGGAAAAGCAGGAUGAAUCCUUAAGGGCAGAGGCCCUUGAAAACCUUGAAUUCUAUGAGAGUAACAUUCAGAGUCUGCAUCUGGAGCUCCAGCAACUGAGAGAAAUGACACUCCUCUCCUCCCAGUCUUCAUCCCUGGUAGCCCCUUCUGGGUCUGUGUCCACUGAAAAUCCAGAGCAGAGGAUGCUGGAGAAGAGGGCCAAGGUGGUGGAAGAGCUUCUUCAGACAGAAAGAGACUACAUUCGGGACCUGGAGAUGUGCACUGAACGGAUCAUGGUGCCCUUGCAGCAAGCACAGAUACCAAACAUUGAUUUUGAGGGACUUUUUGGAAAUAUGCAGAUGGUGAUUAAGGUGUCAAAGCAAUUAUUGGCUGCCCUGGAAAUCAGCGAUGCUGUAGGACCUGUGUUUCUUGAUCACCGGGAUGAACUUGAGGGAACAUACAGAGUUUACUGCCAGAAUCAUGAUGAGGCCAUUUCACUGCUGGAGAUCUAUGAGAAGGAAGAGAGGAUCCAGAAGCACCUUCAGGAGUUCUUGGCAGAUCUUAAGAGCCUGUACAAUGAGUGGGGAUGCACCAAUUAUAUUAACCUGGGCUCCUUCCUCAUCAAGCCAGUACAGAGAGUAAUGCGUUAUCCACUGCUGCUGAUGGAGUUGCUGAAUUCCACCCCAGAGUCCCACCCAGAUAAAGUGCCUUUAACCAAUGCGGUCCUUGCUGUGAAGGAAAUUAAUGUUAACAUUAAUGAAUAUAAACGUCGAAAAGAUCUGGUUCUCAAGUACCGUAAGGGUGAUGAAGACAGCCUUAUGGAGAAGAUUUCCAAACUGAACAUACACUCCAUCAUCAAGAAGUCCAACCGGGUUAGCAGUCACCUGAAGCACCUCACUGGCUUUGCUCCUCAGAUAAAAGAUGAAGUAUUUGAAGAAACAGAAAAGAACUUCCGGAUGCAAGAAAGAUUAAUUAAAUCUUUUAUCCGAGACCUGUCCCUCUAUCUCCAGCAUAUCCGGGAAUCAGCAUGUGUGAAAGUGGUGGCUGCCGUGAGCAUGUGGGACCUGUGUGUGGAGAGGGGACAUCGUGACCUGGAGCAGUUUGAGAAGGUUCAUCGCUACAUCAGCGAUCAGCUCUUCACCAAUUUUAAGGAGAGGACAGAACGACUGGUCAUCUCUCCCUUAAAUCAGCUACUGAGCAUGUUCACAGGGCCCCACAAGCUGGUACAGAAGCGCUUUGACAAACUCCUGGACUUCUACAACUGCACUGAACGGGCAGAGAAACUAAAGGACAAGAAGACCCUGGAGGAACUGCAGUCUGCCCGGAACAACUACGAGGCCCUGAACGCACAGCUACUGGAUGAGCUGCCCAAGUUCCAGCAGUACGCCCAGGGCCUGUUCACCAACUGUGUCCAUGGCUAUGCCGAAGCCCACAGUGACUUCGUGCAGCAGGCUCUGGAGCAGUUGCAGCCACUCCUUUCAUUACUCAAAGUUGCUGGGAGAGAGGGCAACCUGAUUGCCAUUUUCCAUGAAGAGCACAGCAGGGUUCUGCAGCAGCUCCAGGUCUUCACCUUCUUCCCUGAGUCUCUUCCAGCUACCAAGAAGCCGUUUGAGAGGAAAACCACAGACCGCCAGUCUGCUCGGAAGCCCCUCCUGGGCCUGCCAAGUUACAUGCUCCAGUCGGAAGAACUCCGGGCCUCCCUGCUGGCAAGGUACCCCCCUGAAAAGCUCUUCCAAGCAGAGCGGAACGCCAAUGCUGCUCAGGACUUGGACGUCGCGCUUUUGGAAGGCGACCUGGUGGGUGUGAUCAAAAGGAAAGACCCCAUGGGCAGUCACAGCCGCUGGCUGAUUGACAAUGGAGUCACCAAAGGCUUCGUGUACAGCUCCUUCCUGAAGCCCUACAAUCCCCGGCGCAGCCACUCAGAUGCCUCCAUCGGCAGCCAUUCCUCCACUGAGUCAGAGAUCGGCAGCUGCUCCCCUAGGUUCCCACGGCAGAACAGUAACAGCACCUUGACCUUCAACCCUGCCAACAUGGCUGUGUCCUUUACCUCAGGAUCUAGCCUGACACAGUCUCAAGAUGCACCUUCAUUGAAGGAAUGCAACCCAGAAACUCUCAGUGUGUCCUUGAACCUGGGUAGUGCAGAGAGUGGUCCUUCCAGGUGCCCUUCAGAGCCAGACUCUACCUGCUGGCCUAGGCCAGGGGACUCAGCAGAUGUAGCCAGAGAUAUGAGCCAACCCACAGCCACCCCAAGAGGCUGCUACCGAAGCUCCAGGCAUUCAGAGCUGGUUGGUUACUCUGCACCAGGGCGAAAUGGGCAAGGUAAUGACUUUGUAAAAGGAAAUGCAAGAGCCACCCAGGCUCUGGAAGACAAAGUUGAAAGGCCAGAAAACAGUGAGGCCGAAGGCAACCAGGUCUAUUUUGCUGUCUAUACCUUCAAGGCACGAAACCCAAAUGAGCUGAGCGUUCCAGCCAAUCAGAGACUCAGGAUCCUCGAGUUUAAAGAUGUUACAGGCAAUACAGAGUGGUGGUUAGCUGAAGUUAAUGGGAAGAAAGGCUAUGUCCCAUCCAAUUAUAUCCGCAAAACUGAGUACACCUGAGCCCAUGCUGCCUCCCACUCAGCCUUGCUACCUUCGCUUUCAGUCUGCUGAAAGGUCUGGUGAGCCACCAAGGCACCUGCUCCUGAGACACAGGCCCUGCCACAUUGCUUAUCCUUGACAUGGUGGAGCACAAGACAAGCUUUGUCCUCGACUGGGUUGUAAACCUUUAUGAUCACUAGAAUUUCUGGAAUUUGGAAUGGACUCUGAGGCUUACAGAUGAUUCAGUGGCCAUGAGAAGAGACAAGUUCUGGGGUCAGCUUUUGGAACGAGAAAUUUCCAGUCAGAAGACCAGUAUUGUGGGCACUCAGGAUGCUGUGCUAGCAUUAGAAGACGUUGACAUGGGUUAUAGCAUGCUGAGUCUGGGUGGCUCCAUGCUCCCUUAUCCACUGACCAGAAACCAGCUUUGAUGAAGGGAAGUAGAACUCUGAGAGCUCUCUUAAGUCAUGCUUCUGCACAUGGCAAAGAUUUGUGAGGAUUGCACCAAACCUGGUGCUUCUAACGUUCCUAAAAUACUAAUCUUAUUUAUUUCACUGCAUUCCCAGAUUGAUUGUACCAAACUCAACUGCUUUCUUCUGUUUCUUCUUAAAGUCUUCAUUUUCCUUCAGCCCUUCAUCGGAAAGGUUCUCUUCCCUUGUUAGAUAGUUAUUUGCCCUUCCUUUAUACUCUGUGUGUGCUGCCUCAUGGUCCUCUCUCCCUGUGCUCAGUAACUGACAGAUUUUCCUAGAAUAGUAGGAUUGGAGCUCCAACCACCCAUUGAAAAUACUAAUUCUGCACUAAUCUCAAAUCCAUGAAGGCUGGUGGAAGUCUGGGUGCUUCUCUCCUUCGUCUGAGCACACUACUGCCAUCUAGUUACAUCCACAGAUGCAAACUGCAUAACCAUGUGACUUAUUUGAAUUGGGAUAAGUGGUCCCAGAGUAGCUUAUACUAGACUUAGAAAUAAGAUUUUUUUUAUUCAUCUCUAACCUCCAUGCUUCAGAGAUGAUAUUCUCUAAAGAUUCCAGAGUGCCUUUAAGUCUCCCACCAGUCACAAGAAGAUAUUUGCUAACCCCUAACACUAAUAGUCUGCCUCUGAAAACUUUGUUUUAGUAGGGCUCCUGUACUUAAGAUCUUCCCUAGAUAUGACACCUAACUUGGAAUGGGAAACUAUGGAUUUUGUCUGUUAAGAAAGGGAAUUAAGAACAGCCUUAUGGUCCCUGCUCCUACAGGUGCCCAUCCGGCCUUAAAAAUGCUGGCGAAUCAGGUCAGAACUCUGCAUCCGCAGCAUCUCUGCCCAUGGUCAGAGGCAGUAAUGGUCUCUUGUGAAGUGUUUCUAUUUAGAGGUGUUUAUAUUUAAUAGUUAUUUUAUAAAUAAAAGCAUUUCU
Molecule: messenger RNA, 6179 nt
Organism: Castor canadensis (American beaver)
Lineage: Eukaryota; Metazoa; Chordata; Mammalia; Rodentia; Castoridae
Gene: Dnmbp
Product: dynamin binding protein
Biological process (GO): cilium assembly; intracellular signal transduction
Cellular component (GO): cytoplasm
Molecular function (GO): guanyl-nucleotide exchange factor activity; protein binding
Source: RefSeq, a predicted model, not a curated record